CAGACUAUGUUGGAUAAUCCAGAACGUUGGAUAAGCGAAUGUUGGAUAAGUGAGACUCUACUGUAUUUAUUAUGAAUAAUCAAACAACUCAAGGGGGUGUGCUGUUAAUUUUUUAAAAGAGAAUCAGAAACUCCGAAUAGUGAAGAGCUACUUAAUAUCUCAUAAAGAUUUCUAACAAGGUUAAAAAAAAAUCAAAACAAAAAAUAGGUUGUCGAAGGCUUUCAUGGCCGGGAUCACAGGGUUGUUGUAUGUCUUUCGGGCUGUGUGGCCAUGUUCCAGAAGCAUUCUCUCCUGACGUUUCGCCCACAUCUAUGGCAGGCAUCCUCAGAGGUUGUGAGGUAUGGAGAAAACUAAGCAAAGAGGUUAAUAUAUAUCUGUGGAAAGUCUAGGGUGAGAGAGGUCAGUAUGAAUGUAGUGUAGUUAAUCACUUAAAUUAGCAUUGAAAAGCUUAUCUGCUGUCUUCUUCCUGCCUCUGGGGCAUCCUUUGUUUAGAGUCGUUAACUGCCCUUGGUUGAUUCAUGUCUGGAAACCCUCUGUUUUCAGAGUAUUGCUUUUUAUUUACUGUUCUGAUUUUUGAGUUUUGUAAUACUGGUAGCCAGAUUUUGUUCAUUUUCAUGGUUUCUUCCUUUCUGUUGAAGUUGUCCACAUGCUUGUGGAUUUCAAUGGCUUCUCUGUGUAGUCUGACAUGAUAGUUGUUAGAAUGGUCCAGCAUUUUUGUGUUCUCAAAUAGUAUUCUGUGUCCAGGCUGGUUCAUCAAAUGCUCUGCUAUGGCUGAUUUCUCUGGUUGAAUUAGUCUGCAGUGCCUUUCAUGUUCUUUGACUCUUGUUUGGGCGCUGCGUUUGGUGGUCCCUAUGUAGACUUGUCCACAGCUGCAUGGUAUCCGGUAGACUCCUGCAGAAGAGAGAGGAUCCCUCUUGUCCUUCGCUGACCGUAGCAUUUGUUGGAUUUUCUUCGUGGGUCUGUAGAUAGUUUGUAGGUUGUGCUUCUUCAUCAGCUUCCCUAUGCGGUCAGUAGUUCCCUUGAUGUAUGGUAAGAACACCUUUCCUCUGGGUGGAUCUUUGUCUUGACUCUCAUGGCUUGUUCUUGGCCUUGCAGCUCUUCUGAUGUCUGUGGUGGAGUAUCCAUUGGCCUGUAGAGCCCAGUUUAGGUGGUUGAGUUCACCUUGGAGGAGGUGAGGUUCGCAGAUUCUUUGUGCACGGUCUGUCAGGGCUUUGAUUGUGCUCCUUUUUUGACUUGGGUGAUGGUUGGAGUUUUUAUGAAGGUAUCUAUCUGUGUGUGUAGGUUUUCUGUAAACUGUGUGGCCCAAUUGUUGAUUGGGUUUGCGGAUGACCAGAACAUCUAGAAAUGGCAGGUUCCUCCUUUUUUCCUCUCCCAAUUUUCCCAGGAGGAACAAAUGCACCAAACCGCCUCCAGGUGGCAGGCUACAAGCUUUCCUUGCCAGAACUAUUUUGGCUUCAAACACGUGACUGGAAGCGGAAGUCAAGGCCUUUAGGAAUGCAGGAGAAAGGGUGCAGCAAGAAAAGGCUUCCUUCCUUCCUUCCCAAGCAAGAGCCGGAGAAUAGAGAACGCUUGAGAGGCAGAAAAGGUGCCAGAAGCAGCCAGAUGUUGACAUUGUACUGAUAUAACUAGGUACACAGUGGAGUCUUCCUCUCAAAUCCCAAAAGAUGAAAAGAAAGGGAGAGAAAAGGGCUGAUGCAGAAACAGUUCAGGUUCUGUGUGACUCCCGAGAGGGUCUUUUGCUUUCCAGUCUUCAGGAGAAAAGCUGGUCUCUGUUAAAACCCUUCUCCUUGGACAAAGCGGUGAUGGAAAGGCCAGGAAAGAUACACUUCGUUCAGGAACCAGUGACCUUUGAGGAUGUGGCUGUAUAUUUCACUAAGGAGGAAUGGAACCUACUGGAUCCAAAACAAAUGGCUUUAUACAGAGAGGUGAUGAUGGAGAACUAUGAGAAUGUAUCCUCUCUUGUCCCAAAGCCAGAGCUCAUUUCUCAGAUGGAGCAGAAGAGAGAGCCGUGGGUGCCAGAUGCCCAGGACGGGGGUGAAGUGGAAAACUCUGAUAUCAGAUCAGGCCAUUUAUUGGAUAACUGCAGCCAAACAUACAUCUGUCCCAAGUGUGAGAAGUGUUUUAAACACCGAUUGGAUCUUGCAAGGCACUGGCGAACCCACCUGGAAGAAGAACGUUAUAGCAGAAGGAAUACUUACAACUCCAUCAUUUUGGGGAAACAUCUUGCCCAAAAGAUGGCUCUUUUGGUUCGCAGCAGUGUCCACAAUGAGAAAAAACGAUCUGAAUUGGAAGACUCUGGGAAAUAUUUCGUUGGCAGUUCACAUCUUUCAAGAGAUGGGAAAUUCCAAAGUGAAAAAGAGCCAUUGAAGUGUCAGAUGUGCGGGAAAUGUUUCGCACGUAAAGCUUACCUUAUUAGACAUGAGAGAGUCCACACAGGGGAGAAACCCUUUAAAUGCCAGAAAUGUGAAAAAUGCUUUGCUUCCAAGGGAGAUCUUGCGACCCAUCAACGAGUUCACACAGGAGAGAAACCAUACAAAUGUGACAUAUGUGAGAAAUGGUUUUCUUCUAAGUCCUACCUUGUGAUACACCAGAGAAUCCAUGCAGGGGAGAAACCAUACAAAUGCCAGGAUUGUGAGAAAUGGUUUGUUUCCAAGGCUGACCUCCUGAUACAUCAAAGAGUCCACACAGGAGAGAAACCUUACAAAUGCCAAGAGUGUGGCAAAGGUUUCAUUUCUGGGUCUGAUCUCGUGAGGCAUCGAAGAGUCCAUACAGGAGAGAAGCCGUACACGUGCAAGGAGUGUACAAAAUGUUUUGCUUCCAAGACUGAACUUGUUAGGCAUCUGAGAGGCCACAGUGGUGAGAAACCGUACCUAUGCAAGGAGUGUGGGAAACGUUUUGUUUACAGCUCCAAUCUCGCGACUCACCAGAGAACCCACACAGGAGAGAAACCGUAUAAGUGCCAGGAAUGUGGGAAAGGUUUUGCUUACAAGGCAUACCUUGUGACACACCAGAGGCUCCAUACAGGAGAGAAACCGUUCAAAUGCCAGGAAUGUGGGAAAGAUUUUGCUUCCAAGGCCGAACUUGUGAGACACGAGAGAGUUCACACCGGAGAGAAACCCUACGAAUGCCAGGAAUGUGGGAAAAAAUUUGCUCGGAAAUCAAUCCUCAUGCACCACUCUUCUCUCCACACAGGUGAGAAACCCUAUGAAUGCCAGGAAUGUGGGAAGUGUUUUAUUCUGAAUUCUCUCCUUGUGUAUCACCAAAGAACCCACACAGGGGAUAAACCUUACGAAUGCCAGGAAUGCGGCAAACGGUUUGCUCUCAGUGCACCGCUGCUGAGGCACCAAAGGCUGCACACAGGAGAGAAGCCCUUCAGAUGCGAGGAGUGUGGAAACAGCUUUGUGCACAAGUCUGCCCUCGUGACACACCGCAGAGUCCACACGGGAGAGAAGCCGUGGAAGUGCCAGGACUGUGGGAAGUGUUUUUCUCGCAGCUCACAGCUUGUGAUCCACCAGAGAGUGCACACAGGAGAGAAACCCUACAAAUGUGAGGAGUGUGGGAGAUGUUUUGCUGCUUAUUCCUCACUGGUUGGCCACCAGAAACUCCACACAGGAGAGAAGCCGUAUAAAUGCCAGAAGUGUGGGAAAUGCUUCGCACUCAGUUCUCACCUGGUGCAGCAUCAAAUAAUCCAUGCCAGAAAGGAACCACAGUCAUCCUACAUGGAGGGAAGAGAUAAAUCAGACAACUGCACAAAUGCCUUGCGGAAAAUUGUCAAGGAAUUAAAAGAAGAAGCCAGGCUGGAAAAGCUAAGGAGACAAGACAAAGGGUUAAAGGCACAGAGUCUCUUUCUCUCUCCUAGACAAGCAGGGGCCUCUGCAGCAACACAUGGCGGAAAGCCUUCUCUGAGGUCCCUUUCCUGCCCCACCUUCCCCCUCUCUUCCUCCUGGGGAGAGGUCUGGCUGGCCUCGGGUGACCCCCUUGGCCCCCUCCAAGGCUGCAGCCUGGCAAAGGCAGCCAAAGCGGAGAAGCUGUUGAAAGGAAGGAAGAUGGAGGAGUGGGAAUCCCCAAAACCCACAUCAGGGGAGCGAUUGACAGCAACUGGAAAAGACCUUCAUGUUGUCCAAGUUGAAACAAUUGGCGGGUUUCUGACCAGAGUUGCCCCGCCUCAGAUUAAGGAGGAACCAGAAGAGAGGUUGUCGCAGUUUUGGGAAGACGAAAGGAAGGCAUUCAGGAAGACGAGGACAACAACAACACCACAUUCAGAACGGAAAAACUCUCAGCACCCUCAGCUUCCAAUGGAGGGAAAUAGGAGGCAAAUGCAUAGAGAUGCUGAUUCCAACUGGCAUCUCCUUGGUGCAAAACCUAUUGCUGAAACUGUCCAGGGCUUUGAUGGCCAUGAAGUCACUGAGAACAGCAAGGGUCUGGACUCAUCGGUGGAAGUGAAGGGGGAGCUUCCAAACAUGGAUGCUCUCAAUAGGGAGAUGCGGUGUCAGCGUUUCCGCCAGUUUUGCUACCGGGAGGCCGACGGGCCCCGGAAAGCCUUCUGUCAACUUGGGAAACUUUGUCACCAGUGGCUGAAUCCGGAAAAGUACACCAAGGAGCGGAUCCUGGAGCUGGUGACCCUGGAGCAGUUCCUCCUGAUCCUGCCCUUGGAGAUGCAGUGCUGGGUCAGGGAGCAAGGCCCUGAGAGCGGCAGCCAGGCUGUAGCCCUUGCGGAGGAUUUCCUUUGGAGGCCCCAAGGAGCAGAGAGAGUGGAAGAGAAGAUCCCAGAGGAUUCCAAUGGCUUCUGUGCUGAUUCUUCCAAGUCAGAGCUGGAUCCCUCGGACAUUGUGAAGAUUGAGCUUCCCAUGGAUGGCGAUGGAUGCCACAUCCAGCCACCGUAUAUCCUUGGAAAGGCAGCUGGCUUGGAAGAAGGGAUGUACGACCGUUUGUGGAAGAAGGCCAGCUGUGACCUGUUGCCUAAGAACCAGAAAAUGCCGCUGAAGGAUAAGCCUCACAAAUGCCAGUAUUGUGGGAAGGCAUCUGACUGCAGGGCCCACCUGGUUAUCCAUGAAAGAACCCACACAGGAGAGAAACCCCACAGAUGUUCCACCUGCGGGAAGUGCUUCACCCGGAAAGAGUCGCUCAUAAUCCACGAGCGAUUCCAUACUGGCGAGAAGCCAUAUAAGUGCUCCACCUGCGGCAAAACCUUCAGUGAUAAAAUUGGCUGCCUCAUCCACGAAAGGACCCACACCGGAGAGAGGCCAUACAAAUGCUCGGAGUGCGGCAAAAGCUUUGGCACUCGUUGCAACCUCCUGAGGCACCGGAGAGUGCACACGGGAGUGAAACCGUACAAAUGCUCGGAUUGUGGGCAGAGUUUUAGGUACAGGCCGCAACUGGUGAUUCACGAAGGAAUCCACAAAGGAGAGAAGCCGUAUAAGUGUGCCGAGUGUGGGGAGAGCUUUAGCCAGACGCGGCACCUGGUGAUACACAAAUGGACCCACACUGGGGAGAGACCCCACAAAUGUGCCGUCUGUGGCAAAAGCUUCAACCAGAAAUCGGACCUUAUCACACACACGAGGACCCACACGGGGGAGAAACCGUAUGUCUGUGCUGAGUGCGGAAAGAGCUUCAUUUCUAGCUGCCAGCUCCGAAAGCAUGAGCGGAUCCACACGGGCGAGAAGCCAUACCAGUGCUCCGAGUGCGGCAAGUGUUUCACAUACAGCUCCCACCUCACUACGCACAAACGGACUCACACGGGGGAGAAGCCGUACCAGUGUCCCGACUGCGGCAAGUGCUUCAUCUUGAGCUCCCAUUUCACCGCGCACAGGCGGACGCACACAGGUGAGAAGCCCUAUCAGUGUUCAUACUGCGGCAACAGCUUCAUUCAAAGAUCGCAGCUCGCCAAGCAUGAAAGGUUGCACACUGGGGAGAAGCCCUAUGUAUGUUCUGAGUGUGGGCAAAGCUUCCGGUGGAGCCAAGGGCUCCAAAAGCACAUGCGGACACACACCGGGGAGAAGCCGUACAAGUGCCCGGAGUGCGAGAAAACAUUCUCCAAUUCCUCAAACCUUUCUAGGCACCAGAAAAUCCACACCAGGGAUAGACAAUAAAGGCUGUUAGAAUAGAGAUGACAACCCCGCAACUCUGUAGAUGUUGCUGAACCGCAACUCCUAGCAGCCUUUACUUGUGUAGGCAAUGGUAUGGAAUGCUGGGCUUUAGCACAGCAGGUUAAAGCACCAGAUGCAGUAAAUUUUGUCAGUCGAAAGGUUGACAGUUCAAAGCCUGGGUCAGGGUCAGGGCCGGCCGGAGAUAUUUUUAAAUGUUAAGCGGGGGUGCUAAAAAGCGCCCCCGCCACCGGCCCCGCCUCCGACGCCCUGGCCCCGCCCAGCGUGCCCUGGCCCCGCCUCCGACGCUGUGUGGGAGGCGGGGCCAGGGCGAAUAGUGCGGGGGGCGGGGCCAGAGUUGGCCCCGCCCCCCGCCCAGCGU
This is a messenger RNA of Anolis carolinensis (green anole), 6465 nucleotides long. RefSeq names its product zinc finger protein 850. The record is from RefSeq and is a predicted model, not a curated record. The transcript is spliced from 11 exons. Lineage: Eukaryota; Metazoa; Chordata; Lepidosauria; Squamata; Anolidae. Gene Ontology annotation, biological process: regulation of DNA-templated transcription. The coding region runs from base 1665 to 6089 and encodes 1474 amino acids.